Cicer arietinum (chickpea) is the source of this 1075-nucleotide messenger RNA. RefSeq lists its product as uncharacterized. Gene Ontology annotation, cellular component: mediator complex. NCBI's taxonomy places the organism in Eukaryota, Viridiplantae, Streptophyta, Magnoliopsida, Fabales, Fabaceae. The record is from RefSeq and is a predicted model, not a curated record.
ACAAAUUGUUUGAAUAGAAAGUUGUUAAAGUGAAAAGAGAGAAAGAGAGAGCAAUGGAUAAUUACUCUUCUCCUGGAGGGACUUGGACUAUGAUCCCAACCCCCAAUUCCCAAAUCCAAUCUCAAUCGAAUCAGGAUCCAAAUCUUUAUCUUCAACAACAGCAACAACAACAGCAACAAUUUCUUCUCCAUCAUCAACAACAACAACAACAACAACAACCUUUUCAGCAACCACAAACAACCCAAUCUCAAUUUCAACAACAACAGCUUUAUCAUCAACAACGUCUUCUACAACAACAACAGCAGCAGCAGCAGCAGCAGCAACAACAACAACAACAACCUCAGCAGCAGCAGAAUCUUCACCAAUCACUCGCUUCUCACUUCCAUCUCUUACAUUUGUUGGAGAAUUUGGCUGAAGUUGUCGAACAUGGAAACCCGGAUCAGCAAUCAGAUGCAUUGAUCACUGAAUUGAGCAACCAUUUUGACAAGUGCCAGCAACUGUUAAACUCAAUCUCAGCUUCUAUUCCCACCAAGGCCAUGACCGUUGAGGGACAAAAGAAGAAGCUAGAGGAAAGCGAGCAAUUGCUAAAUCAGCGGAGAGAUUUGAUUGCCAAUAAUUACAAAAAAUCUGUAGAGGAGCUUGUUAGGUCUGAGCCAUAGAAGCCUAUCAUUCUUUUCGAAGAGAUGUUGAAGCUGAUAUAUAUACAUGAAACAAGAUUGACGAGUUCAAAUCAGCGGCAAAACUAAUAUUCUUAUGUUUAUCAUACUGGGUAUGGAGAAGCAUAGUGAGCAUCAUGGAAACAGAUAAAUUUGGAAAUUGGAAGGGAUAUGAUGUAAAAAUGUUACCCUCUGAGCUUUACUUAGGCCAUGGAUCUAAUUAUGGAGUAAGACUUUCCAGUUGUGGAUUUUGAAUAAAUUUGUAUAUCUAAUGCAUAAUGUCAUUCAUGGAGCUGAAAAAUUUGUUGUGUAGUGGACGUGAAUUAAAAUUAUUAGACCAUUUAGACAGUAAAAUUGUUUAAGGAACAUUUGAUUUUGUUGAUAGACUAAGGAAUUAUUUCAUUAUAAACAUUAAAUUU